AUGCCCUUCCCACUCAUUGAGGACAUUAAGAUAAAUCCCCUUCCUUCACCUCCUCAAUUAGCUUCUGUUGUGCCUUCUUCUCCUUGCCCCAACCCUUCCACUCAACUUCCCGAAUUGCCACCACGUACCCCAAUUACGGAUUUGCCAUCAGCUGAACCAACGCCAUUGGAUCCAAUCGCUCCUACCAAUGAACCGCCUCGCAAAUCCUCAAGAGCGUCUCGUCCGCCCCGGUGGCUUGCAGAUUAUCAAUGCUCUUCAACACUCUCUUCACCUACGACCAAUACCACAUCUUUGCAUGGUAUCACCUAUCCCCUUGCUCAUUACAUCUCUUAUGAUAGAUUUUCCUCCUCAUAUCGUGUCUUCCUUGCUUCCAUAUCAUCUAACCAUGAGCCCAGAAAUUUUACCAUUGCCAUGAAAGGUGCCCGCUGGAGAGAUGUCAUGACUGCCGAGAUAAGAGCGUUUGAAUCUAACUAUACUUGGACUGUCACACCCUUGUCACACGGUAAACAUGUCAUUGGGUGCAAGUGGGUGUACAAAAUCAAAUACCAUAUAGAUGGAAGUGUUGAACACUACCAAGCAUGGCUUGUAGCAAAAGGUUACAUCCAAGCCGAAGGCAUUGAUUACCACGAGACAUUCUCUCCUGUGGCCAAACUUGUCGUUGUACGAUGUCUCCUUGCCAUUGCAGCUGCUAAAUCCUGGCCUUUGUACCAAUUAGAUGUCAACAAUGCGUUCCUCCACGGUGACCUAGCUGAGGAAGUGUACAUGCAAUUGCCCCUUGGAUUUCCUAAAAAAAGGAAAGGAUGGAGCAUGGAGAACAACUUGUUUGUCACCUAA
This is a messenger RNA of Amborella trichopoda, 834 nucleotides long. The record is from RefSeq and is a predicted model, not a curated record. Lineage: Eukaryota; Viridiplantae; Streptophyta; Magnoliopsida; Amborellales; Amborellaceae.